GGAGCGGAUGGUCCGGCGCUGAAUGGGCGCGAGCGCGGCGCCGGGGACGGGCGGGGGCGCGGGGCCCGGGACUGGCGGCCGGCCGGCGCCCCCUCCCUAGCAUGCGGACGAAGGCGGCGGGCUGCGCGGAGCGGCGUCCCCUGCAGCUGCGAACAGAGUCGGUGGCGGCGGCACCUGCCGGCCGAGCAAUGCCCAGUGAGUAUAACUGUGUGAAACUGAGAAGUGAUCGGUCGAGACCCUCUCUGCAAUGGUACUCCCGAGCUCAGAACAAGAUGAGAAGACCCAACUUGAUACUUAAAGACAUCCUCAAGUGUACAUUGCUUGUGUUUGGAGUGUGGAUCCUUUAUAUUCUCAAGUUAAAUUAUACUACUGAAGAAUGUGACAUGAAAAAAAUGCAUUACGUGGACCCGGACCGUGUAAAGAGAGCUCAGAAGUACGCUCAGCAAGUCUUGCGAAAGGAGUGCCGACCCAAGUUCGCGAAGAAGUCCAUGUCCCGGUUGUUUGAGCACAGGUACAGCCCAGAUUUACCACCUUUCGUGAAGGAGGCCCCUAAGGUGAACGAAGCCGAGUACAAGUAUGAUCCACCUUUUGGUUUCCGGAAGUUCUCCAGUCAAGUCCAGACCCUCUUGGAGAUACUGCCUGAGCAUGACCUGCCUGAACACUUGCGAGCCAAGAGCUGUAGGCGUUGUGUGGUUAUUGGAAGUGGCGGAAUCCUCCACGGACUAGCGCUGGGCCAUGCCCUUAACCAGUUCGAUGUCGUGAUAAGGUUAAACAGUGCACCAGUUGAAGGAUAUUCUGAGCAUGUUGGUAAUAAAACUACUAUCAGGAUGACUUAUCCAGAGGGCGCGCCACUGUCUGACCUUGAAUAUUAUUCCAAUGACUUGUUUGUUGCUGUUUUAUUUAAGAGUGUUGACUUCAACUGGCUUCAAGCAAUGGUAAAAAACGAAACCCUGCCAUUUUGGGUGCGGCUCUUCUUUUGGAAGCAGGUGGCGGAAAAAAUCCCACUACAGCCGAAACACUUCAGAAUUUUGAAUCCAGUUAUUAUCAAAGAAACUGCCUUUGACAUCCUUCAGUACUCAGAGCCCCAGUCAAGGUUCUGGGGCCGAGAUAAGAACGUGCCCACCAUUGGUGUCAUUGCUGUCGUCCUAGCCACGCACCUGUGUGAUGAAGUCAGCUUGGCAGGCUUUGGAUAUGAUCUCAAUCAACCCAAAACACCUUUGCACUACUUCGACAAUCUCUGCAUGGCUGCCAUGAACUUUCAAACCAUGCAUAAUGUGACAACGGAGACCAGAUUCCUUGUCAGGCUGGUCAAAGAGGGUGUGGUGGAGGACCUCAGCGGAGGCAUCCAUUGUGAAUUCUGAGCACAAACAAACCUCAUCUGACAAUGCAGCUCCAACUCUGAAGGCUGGUUUUUCAGAGCCUUCUCCAUGACUGCAUCCUGCAAAUCCUUUGAAGUGCAGCCGGUGUUUUUAACUUUUAAUUUAAAAAA
This is a messenger RNA of Lontra canadensis (Northern American river otter), 1489 nucleotides long. It is a transcript of the gene ST3GAL5, whose product is annotated as ST3 beta-galactoside alpha-2,3-sialyltransferase 5. The transcript has 7 exons. Gene Ontology annotation, molecular function: lactosylceramide alpha-2,3-sialyltransferase activity. Bases 102 to 1361 code for a protein of 419 amino acids. Lineage: Eukaryota; Metazoa; Chordata; Mammalia; Carnivora; Mustelidae. The record is from RefSeq and is a predicted model, not a curated record.